Molecule: messenger RNA, 3817 nt
Organism: Chara braunii
Lineage: Eukaryota; Viridiplantae; Streptophyta; Charophyceae; Charales; Characeae
Source: the annotation of a GenBank genome assembly
GGGACAAGCCGCAGACUCAAGCUGCACUUGGGUUACUCAAGCCCCUACCCAUUCCUGCUGGUCCGGGACAGAGUAAUUCUAUGGAUUUCAUGGAUACCCUCGUGACCAGCAAGAGUGGCAAGAGGCAUAUUUUCGUUUUAGUUGAUAGGUUAACUAAGUUCACUAGACUAAUCGCCAUGCAAGAGGCCGCAAGGUCUGAGCACGUCAUCAAGUUAUUCAUGGAUAACUGGGUGCGUGACUUUGGACUGCCAAAGACUAUCGUUACUGACAGAGAUGUCUAUUUCACAAGUGAAAUCUGGAAGAAGGCUACAGAACAGAUGGGCAGCCAACUCCAUGUGACUUCUGGGAAUCAUCCCGAAGCCAACGGGCAAGCUGAACAGAUGAACCGAGUGGUGCAGCAUGUGCUGAGGCAUUACAUAACGCCGAACCAAGAUGACUGGGAUGAGAAGUUACGUCUCAUCCCCAGCCUGUACAACAAUGUUGUGCACGGCACCACCGGUAUCAGUCCAAAUCAGCUGCACCUGAGGUGGAAGCCUAGAUCUGCUCUAGACUUCCUCUUGCUUGAAAACCGAUCUGCUGCAACUCCUCGAACCAUUGAAUUUGGAGUCCAGUAUGAGAAGUUGCUGCAGCAAGUUGUCAAACACAUCAAUAAAUCUCAAGAAGCAAUCACUGCUUCUGAGAACAAACAUGGCAGUCCACAUUUCAGGUGUGAGGCUGCCUUCGAACAUAUGAAGAAUGCGUUGACACACCAUGAGGUCUUGAAACUUCCUGAUCCUGAUAAACCUUCUGUAGUAACUACGGAUGCCAGCCAAUAUGGCAUAGGCGCCGUACUUGUGCAGCAGGAGGGGAAGAAGUUGAGGUCAGUAGAGUACAUUUCCAAAAAGAUGCCCUCUCAGAAGUUGGCUACAUCCACCUAUGAGAAGGAGCUAUAUGCGGUCCACAAGGCGCUCACCCAUUGGAGGCACUAUCUCCUUGGGAGGUUCUUCUACGUCAGGACUGAUCAUCAGACCCUGAAGUGGGUGAGGACCCAGCCUAUGCUCUCCAAUGCACUGAAACGCUGGAUCGAAGUCAUUGGGCAGUAUGACUUCGAGCCCCAGUACAUCAAAGCGCUCACGCGCUCACGGGCGAGCUGGAAGGAGCAGGCAGCCAUAGCCGAGCUAUGCUGCUGUAUGCUGGAUGGGCGCAUGGUGGUCCUGGGUGCAAGUGGCAUUUGUGAGUUGGGGAAUGAGGUUGACGCAGAGCCGUCCGCCGGUCGCGGAGGAUCCCGUGGAUUUGGAGCCGGAUCAGCAGAGGGGGAGGGUGGUCAUGACACACCUUCGUCGCAGGCAGAUUACAAGGCAGGUCCAACGCCGGAGGUAGGGAGCGGCAUUGGUUUGGGAUCAACCUCCAUAGGGAACAUAGCAGCCCGCACUUGCACGGAUGAUGAGAUGCCAUCAAUGAUUGCCGAGCACUUGCGGGGUCCCGUCUUGGCUUCCGCUCGCCCAUCACGACCUCCCUCGACCGGUGCAAGGCGGCAGCAGACAUCCAUGGUCGCUUUUGUCGUUCAUGACCUCCAGAAAGAGUUUGACCAGGCGAUCGCCUCAUUCUUCUUCGCGAACACUACUGCAUUCAAUGCUGCAAGAUCAGACUCCUAUAAGAACAUGGAGAGGAUCAUGAACGAGGCGGCCAGGUCGCGGAAGAUGUUGAAACUGUCAGGGUACAACUUCUUGAGGACGAAGGCACUCCCCGCGGAGCCUCACUUUGAUGACAGACGGUACUACAACGACCAGCAACAGGCCGGUCAUAAACUCCAUUGCGGCCGGGGAUUCGGGGCUCUCAUGGUGAAGAGUGUCGAUAUGGAGGGGAAGGACAAGUCGGCUCCGGCUUUGGCAAGGAUGUGGGAGGAGGUCAUCAGGGAGUUGUGGGUGCAUAGGGUCAAUGCCAUAUGCACCGACUCGGCACAGGUGAACAUAUCCAUAAGGAAAAUACUAGCUGACCACGCCGACUCGGCGAUGAGGAGCAUUCCUUGGGUGCCAUGUGCAUGCCAUGUGUUCAACCUGCUCAUGUGCGACAUCGCUUUAGUGCCAUGGACUGGAGAGGUGAUUCUACAGGGCAGGGAGAUCACCACGUUCAUCAAGAGACAUCAGAGAGCAUUGGCGAUGUUCAGGAGGGCCGGGGGGGAGUAUAAGACACAAUUGGGCAUCAAAGACGGUAGGCCGUUGGAAUUGAUCCAACCAAGGGAAACUAGAUUUGGCCCAAACUUCGUCAUGCUGCAGAGACUACGGGAGGUGGACGCAGUGUUGUUGGCGACAGUGUCCCAUGCGUGCUGGGAUGAUUCCCCAUGGGACCGGACUGCAGCGUCAAGGGCGCGAGCAUGCAAGGAUCUCAUACGAGACCCGGCUUGGUGGUUGGCCGUCAAGGGACAUGGACAAAGACAGGAGGAUGGGGAUGCAGGUGUGGUCUUUGGGGAUCACGUUGGAGAAGAGGAUGGUUGUUUUGCCCACGUUGUGAUGAAGAAGGUAAAGGGGCGUGUGCGGAUGAUGGCUCUCCCUGUGCACGCAGCAGCAUGGAUGUUGCACCCACUCCACAGGUCGCCUAGAUUAUUCGACAACUUGGAGUUUGUGGAGAUCAUGAACACUCUGGCGCACUUUGCUGCGGUUUACACCAAAAAUUCGAGGGAGUACAAAGAGUGUUGGAGGUCCUUGGAAAGUUUCCAUCACAAAACUCCGGAGUGGAUUCAGCCGAACUCAGAGGAGGCUUUGGCAUGCACUCAUGUUUCACCGGCGCAAUGGUGGUUGACAUAUGGGAAGAAUCACAAGUCGUUGCAGAAGAUUGUAGUCGCUGUGCUCAGCAUGUGGACAACCGCCUCUCCAUGCGAGAGGAAUUGGUCCACCUUCGACCUCAUUCACACAAACAGGAGAAAUCUAUUGAGCCUGGAGACGCGUGACCACAUCACGAUGCCAGAGGAGGGUGUUCGUUCACGACGUCGGACUUCCAUAUUAGGCGUUGCAACUUCCGUGCAGGGGACCGCCUCACUCUUGGGAGCACAGCUCACUCGUCAUCGGCGACCAACUCUCGAGGAGGCAGGCACUGCUCGUGGGACCACACCCGGUGGGUCGGCGCAUGUCCCCCUUGACAGUGAUGCGAUGGAGGCAGAUACGUCUGUUGGUGCAGACAUGGACGGCCCCAUUGUCGUUGCUCCGGCGGAGGCUGAUGCGGUAAUUGAUGCGCAAGGGGAUGAUCCAGUUGGUGAGCAUGGGGAUAAUCCAGCCAGUGCCACUGCUACGGAUGGUGUUGUCAGUGCAGUUGACGAUGGUGUUGUUGGUGCCGACACGGGGACCGACAAUGGUCCCAUUGCGAGCAGCGAUGGGUUCUCCACUCCGGAUCCGAGGUUGCGAUUGGGGGAGAGAUUCGCCUCCCUGUUGUAGCACGUGGCCCCUAUUGCCCCGCGUGGCUCUGCACAAGACUUUUGUAAGCACCUGGCUUCGGUGUUCCCGAUGCACACUGAUGACGAGUCUAACACCCCUGAUUGGGCCAGAUUCAGCGGACCAACCCCGCCCACUCUUCGGUUGAACGAGGACAUUCCACUGGUCGUUGGGGAGGGCACACACACCCAAAUUUACAGGCGGAGGCCAACUCCAGUCCAGGAAGGUGGAGCGACCCCACCACAUGACAUGAAUGCACACCGUGCAACGGUGUCACCGCCCGACAUUGACGAGAGCAAGGUGCACCGAGUGAACAGUUUGGCGGGCGGAAAGAAGGGAGGGAAGAACAAGGAAAAGGAGGCAGCGGCACCCAAGACAAGAGGUGAAAGAAGGAAUGAACGCAAGACUGUCAC